This is a messenger RNA of Symbiodinium sp. CCMP2592, 1524 nucleotides long. The record is from the annotation of a GenBank genome assembly. Lineage: Eukaryota; Dinophyceae; Suessiales; Symbiodiniaceae.
AUGAGGCGCGUUGCCGAGUCUGGCACGGUGGCGCUGCUGGUGUCCUUGGGGGCGCUGGCAGUUGCGGAUGCUAGUCGGGUGUAUGCAUCAGGCUUGUCUACGGCUGGGGAGCAGGAGCAGGCGGUGGAGGCCAAUGAGGAGACAGCGACUGCAGCCACCACAAGCUUGCCGACCACCACGACAAAGACAGGGAUGCCUUUGACUUCUGAUUCUUUGGAGAUUAUAGAAGCAAAAAGGGCAGUGCUUUCGGGCAACCUGGCGGUUCUCGAAAAGCUCCGUCAGGCCGGCUACGACCUCUUCACCGUAGGUCGCAUUUCGUACCUGCCGGCUUUUGCUGCAGCAAACGGCAAGGUGGCGGCACUGCGGUACCUGCACGAGGCAGGCGCCAACUUCAGUCGCAGAGACCACGACGGACAUACGCCGGCCCAUGUCGCAGCCCUACACAACCAAGUGGAGGCCCUGGCGGUGCUCCAAGAGGCAGGAGUGGACCUGAACUCGGUGACCGACCACAACGGUGGUCUGCCGGUCCACGCGGCCGCAGAAAACCCUGAGCGCGAGACAGAUGCGCUGAUCUUCCUGAUCCAGGCCGGCGUCAACGUGAGUUUCGUCAACGGAAGGGGUGAGACGCCGGCCUUCCUGGCUGCCCACAGAUGCAAUGACAAAGCACUGGAGGUGCUGGCGAAGGCAAGGGCCGACCUGCAGACUGCGGACAAUCGCGGGAACACCCCGUUGCACGUGGCCGCAGGGUCGUUUGGUGAUCGCCCGAGCAGAGCAAAUGCGCUGCGCAUUCUGAUCCAGGCCGGUGUCAAUUUGAAUGCCGUCAACAAGGACGGUGACACGCCGCUCUGCAUGGCUGGCAAUAAGAGGCAAGACGAAGCAACGGAGGUGCUGGUGAAGGCCGGCGCCAACGUGAAUGCCAUAAACAAACACGGAGAGACACCGGCCUUCAUGGCUGUUAUCUUUCGCAGAGACAAAGCACUGGAGCUGCUGGCGAAGGCAGGAGCCGACCUGCAGAUCACGCCGGCUUCAACGGCUGUUAUCUUUCGCAGAUACCUGGUCAAGGCAGGAGCCGACCUGCAGACUGCGGAGAAAAACGGGAACACCUUGCUGCACGCGGCCCUAACAACGAACGUGAUGGGAAACCCAGACGACGAGCCCAGUCGCUGGCGCGUCCCGAUCUUGCGCACCCUGAUCCAGGUCGGCGCCAACGUGAAUGCCACCAACGAGUACGGCGUCACGCCGGCCUACAUGGCUGCCUUCUACGGCCAGGACAAAACACUGGAGGUGCUGGCGAAGGCAGGAGCCGGCCUGGACAUUGCGGACAACGUCGGGAACACCCCACUGCACGCGGCGUCGAGACAACGGGGGAAGGUGGAGGUGGUUUCCGUCCUGAUCCAGGCCGGGGCCAACGUGAAUGCCAUCAACGAGAAGGGAGAGACGCCGGCCUACAUGGCUGCCGACUUCUGCAGAGACAAAACGCUGGAGCUGCUGUUGAAGGUUGGUGCGGGGAUUUCACUUCUGAAG